GAAAUAGAAAGGACACUUUGCUUUAUGUUUGUUAGACGCCAUUAUCGUCAAAAACCGUAAUUUUUAGGAUUGCUUCGAAAAUCGAAAGCCCUACUGAGAUUCCUCCGAGUUCUCAAUCUUCAUACUUCACAAUGACUGUCGCCCAAUUCGCCAUGGUGCAGGAGCUGGCCUUUCUUGUGAAAGACAACCUCCCCAGCAAGCAUCUUAUUCUAUCCAUGGAAGAAACCUUCAUAAACUUUCUUCAUGAUGAAACCAGCAGUUCAGAUGGUAUCUUGGAGUUGGAACCAAUGGAUUCAUACAACCGUCUUCUUUUGCAUCGUCUUGCUGAUAUUUUUGGAUUUGCCCACGUAUCAGUUGGUGAAGGUGCUAAUAGACACUUGGUUUUGGAGCGAUGCCCAGAUUCAUCGAUACCAUCCAUUCUUGUGAGUGAUAUUCUGUGGGAGUAUGAUGAACCUCAAAUGUCAACGAUACCACACCAACUAUUAAGGAGAAAGGAAAAUUCUUCUGCGAGUUCAACGAAAUCAUCUCCUCAACUUUCACUUGAAGAGAGAGAAGCAGCUUAUCUGGCUGUCCGUGAGCGAAUUUUCAUGAUGAACAUAGGAGAAGACAGCAAACCCAUGAAGCCAAAGCCACGCUGUGAUCCUGUGGUUGCACGACGCAUGAUUGCACAUGCACUGGGCCAGAGAAUUAAUUCACUUCCUGAGGAUACUACUUGCCAUCGCAAAGAGCAAGGUGUGGUAAACAAUGCAUACGUCCAAGCAAAAGAUUCGAAGUUGCCUGAUUCUACCGUGGAAGCCGUUAACAAAAACAUUUCACAGUCACAUCAACAUGUGAACUUGAAGAAUGAAGUGGAUAAGAAUUGUAAUCCAGACGUGUCAGUGGCAAGGGGAAGUACUGCUGCCAAAAUGAAACCUGACAAGAGUUCUCCGAAGGCAAGUCGUGUUGACAAUGAGUACUUGAAGAGAGAACAUUUAGGAGCUGCAAAGAUGAUGUUUUCUCAGGCAUUAGGCAAGCACUCCCGAAAGAAUAAGUCUCUUCAAACUCGUGGGGAAGCAGAUUAAAAUAGAAUCAGGAUUCAAAGAUAUCUGCAGUAGCUCUUGUUCUCUGGCAUGAUCUCUUGUCCUCACAAGUUUUUGUCAAGAUUGCCGGGGGCCAACAAAAAGACGAAUGGGACUGUGUGAUGACAAAUUUGUCUACCUCGCAUUGCCAAUGGUAAAGUAUGAAGAUCAUGGUCGUCAUUGGUGACAUGAUCAGGGUCGGUGCAAUGCCUAUGGCUGAUAGUCUAUGUUGCCUAUUCAGUUGGUAAAUGUGAAAUCUAACAUUGCGUUCUCUAGCUUAUAUAUUCCUUGAUGUGCUCGGAAUUCGAUCUGGUUGUUUAAGCAGUGCUGUAUGAGGAGAUUGAACUACAUGGUUCGAGCUGAGUCUUGAGGAAAUGAAUUCUGAUCAGAUCUGUUCACUGAUUGAGAUGCACAUAGCCGGUUUUGUGUCGGGUUAAAGUGAAGGUUUCUAACUUAAAUUUGUGUCAGUACUUCAUUGUUAAAUACUUUCUCUAUUGUCUGCUGAAGGCAUAAAAUAGCAUCUUGUGGAUCGUCAUGCUUAUUUACCUGUCUCGACGAUACCAGGCAAUGCACUAUGUUUUAUGUGAAACUGUACUGCUUUAAUUUUAAGCUUUAUUGAAAUCUUGAGCAAUUGGCACAAUUUCUUUUGAACGAA
Messenger RNA from Benincasa hispida (wax gourd), 1713 nucleotides. RefSeq lists its product as uncharacterized. The record is from RefSeq and is a predicted model, not a curated record. Gene Ontology annotation, molecular function: nucleic acid binding. NCBI's taxonomy places the organism in Eukaryota, Viridiplantae, Streptophyta, Magnoliopsida, Cucurbitales, Cucurbitaceae.